Molecule: messenger RNA, 3557 nt
Organism: Oryctolagus cuniculus (rabbit)
Lineage: Eukaryota; Metazoa; Chordata; Mammalia; Lagomorpha; Leporidae
Gene: EPHB2
Product: EPH receptor B2
Biological process (GO): ephrin receptor signaling pathway; axon guidance; protein phosphorylation
Cellular component (GO): dendrite; plasma membrane
Molecular function (GO): ATP binding; protein binding; transmembrane-ephrin receptor activity
Source: RefSeq, a predicted model, not a curated record
CUGCUGGCUGCGCGGUGGCGGCGGCUGUGUGUACGCCGCGCCUCGCCGCUCCCCCCGGCCCCCCGAGCCCGGGGCGCGCGCUCCCGCCCGGGCCGCCCGGGCCCCGCGGCGCCGCGGCCCGAGGCCCCGGGAAGCGCAGCCAUGGCCCUGCGGAGGCUGGGGGCCGCGCUGCUGCUGCUGCCGCUGCUCGCCGCCGUGGAAGAAACCCUGAUGGACUCCACCACAGCGACGGCUGAGCUGGGAUGGAUGGUGCACCCUCCGUCAGGGUGGGAAGAAGUGAGUGGCUAUGACGAGAACAUGAACACCAUCCGCACCUACCAGGUGUGCAACGUGUUUGAGUCGAGCCAGAACAACUGGCUGCGGACCAAGUUCAUCCGGCGCCGCGGCGCCCACCGCAUCCACGUGGAGAUGAAGUUCUCAGUGCGUGACUGCAGCAGCAUCCCCAGCGUGCCCGGCUCCUGCAAGGAGACCUUCAACCUCUACUACUACGAGGCCGACUUCGACUCGGCCACCAAGACCUUCCCCAACUGGAUGGAGAACCCGUGGGUGAAGGUGGACACCAUUGCCGCCGACGAGAGCUUCUCGCAGGUGGACCUGGGCGGCCGGGUCAUGAAAAUCAACACGGAGGUGCGGAGCUUCGGACCCGUGUCCCGCGCUGGCUUCUACCUGGCCUUCCAGGACUACGGCGGCUGCAUGUCCCUCAUCGCCGUGCGCGUCUUCUACCGCAAGUGCCCCCGUGUCAUCCAGAACGGCGCCGUCUUCCAGGAGACGCUGUCGGGGGCUGAGAGCACGUCCCUGGUGGCCGCCCGGGGCAGCUGCAUCGCCAACGCCGAGGAGGUGGACGUGCCCAUCAAGCUGUACUGUAACGGGGACGGCGAGUGGCUGGUGCCCAUCGGACGCUGCAUGUGCAAGGCGGGCUUCGAGGCCGUGGAGAACGGCACCGUCUGCCGAGCCUGCCCAUCCGGAACCUUCAAGGCCAACCAAGGGGACGAGGCCUGCACCCACUGCCCCAUCAACAGCCGGACCACUUCAGAAGGGGCCACCAACUGCGUCUGCCGCAACGGCUACUACAGAGCAGACCUGGACCCCCUGGACAUGCCCUGCACGACCAUCCCCUCGGCCCCGCAGGCCGUCAUCUCCAGCGUCAACGAGACCUCGCUCAUGCUGGAGUGGACUCCGCCACGCGACUCCGGCGGCCGCGAGGACCUCGUGUACAACAUCAUCUGCAAGAGCUGCGGCUCAGGCCGGGGCGCCUGCACCCGCUGCGGGGACAACGUGCAGUACGCGCCGCGCCAGCUCGGCCUCACCGAGCCGCGCAUCUACAUCAGCGACCUGCUGGCCCACACCCAGUACACCUUCGAGAUCCAGGCCGUGAACGGCGUCACCGACCAGAGCCCCUUCUCCCCGCAGUUCGCCUCCGUGAACAUCACCACGAACCAAGCAGCUCCAUCAGCCGUCUCCAUCAUGCACCAGGUGAGCCGCACCGUGGACAGCAUCACCUUGUCGUGGUCCCAGCCGGACCAGCCCAACGGCGUGAUCCUGGACUAUGAGCUGCAGUACUAUGAGAAGGAGCUCAGUGAGUUCAACGCCACAGCCAUAAAAAGCCCCACCAACACGGUCACUGUGCAAGGCCUCAAAGCCGGCGCCAUCUAUGUCUUCCAGGUGCGGGCUCGCACCGUGGCAGGCUACGGGCGCUACAGCGGCAAGAUGUACUUCCAGACCAUGACGGAAGCUGAGUACCAGACGAGCAUCCAGGAGAAGCUGCCCCUCAUCAUCGGCUCCUCGGCCGCCGGCCUGGUCUUCCUCAUCGCUGUGGUUGUCAUAGCCAUCGUGUGCAACAGAAGACGGGGGUUUGAACGCGCCGACUCGGAGUACACGGACAAGCUGCAGCACUACACCAGCGGCCACAAGGGGCGGGCUUCUGCCUUCCCAUGUGACUCAGGAUGGGUCAGCCCAUGUGACCGAGCCUGGUCUUGUCCCCCAGUGACCCCAGGCAUGAAGAUCUACAUCGACCCUUUCACUUAUGAGGACCCCAACGAGGCAGUGCGGGAAUUCGCCAAGGAAAUCGACAUCUCCUGUGUCAAAAUUGAGCAGGUGAUCGGAGCAGGGGAAUUUGGCGAGGUCUGCAGUGGCCACCUGAAGCUGCCAGGCAAGAGAGAGAUCUUUGUGGCCAUCAAGACGCUCAAGUCCGGCUACACAGAGAAGCAGCGCCGGGACUUCCUGAGCGAGGCCUCCAUCAUGGGCCAGUUUGACCACCCCAACGUCAUCCACCUGGAGGGCGUCGUCACCAAGAGCACACCCGUGAUGAUCAUCACUGAGUUCAUGGAGAACGGCUCGCUGGACUCCUUCCUCCGGCAAAACGACGGGCAGUUCACGGUCAUCCAGCUGGUGGGCAUGCUGCGGGGCAUCGCGGCCGGCAUGAAGUACCUGGCCGACAUGAACUACGUGCACCGCGACCUGGCCGCCCGCAACAUCCUGGUCAACAGCAACCUGGUGUGCAAGGUCUCUGACUUCGGCCUCUCCCGCUUCCUGGAGGACGACACGUCGGACCCCACCUAUACCAGCGCCCUGGGUGGGAAGAUCCCGAUCCGCUGGACGGCCCCGGAAGCCAUCCAAUACCGGAAGUUCACCUCAGCCAGCGACGUGUGGAGCUACGGUAUCGUCAUGUGGGAGGUGAUGUCCUAUGGGGAGCGGCCCUACUGGGACAUGACCAAUCAGGACGUGAUCAAUGCCAUCGAGCAGGACUACCGGCUGCCGCCGCCCAUGGACUGCCCGAGCGCCCUGCACCAGCUCAUGCUGGACUGCUGGCAGAAGGACCGUAACCACCGGCCCAAGUUCGGCCAGAUCGUCAACACGCUGGACAAGAUGAUCCGCAACCCCAACAGCCUCAAAGCCAUGGCACCCCUCUCCUCCGGGAUCAACCUGCCGCUGCUGGACCGCACGGUCCCCGACUACAGCAGCUUUAACACGGUGGACGAGUGGCUGGAGGCCAUCAAGAUGGGGCAGUACAAGGAGAGCUUCGCCAACGCCGGCUUCACCUCCUUCGAUGUCGUGUCGCAGAUGAUGAUGGAGGACAUUCUCCGGGUGGGGGUCACGCUUGCUGGCCACCAGAAAAAAAUCCUCAACAGCAUCCAGGUGAUGCGGGCCCAGAUGAACCAAAUUCAGUCUGUGGAGGUCUGACGGUCACCACCUCGGCGCACCUGUUCCUCCAGGCCCCGCCCCCUCCACCCCACACGCCGCCGGCCCCCCUGGCGCUCCGUCCACUGCAGGGUCCGCCACCUGCCAGGAGGCCGCCGGCAACGGGAAGGACCAAGCAGCGCUGCAGCCACGAGACGUCCCCGAGAACACGCGCGACUCGGACGAUGGAAAUAAGGGAAUCGGAAAAAAAAAAUUAAAAGGAAAUAGGUCCUGGAGGGGCGGGACACGCAAGGACUAUUUUUUAAAGCGGAUUCUCAUCAGGAAAGCGAUGACCGUUCUUGGAGAAAGCGUACAAGGGCUUGGGGGGUGCACGCAGUCUGUCCAGCCGGAGACCAGCAGUUUCUCUCCGUCUCCCUCUG